Molecule: messenger RNA, 4378 nt
Organism: Solea solea (common sole)
Lineage: Eukaryota; Metazoa; Chordata; Actinopteri; Pleuronectiformes; Soleidae
Exons: 10
Coding region: 44-4378 (1444 amino acids)
Source: RefSeq, a predicted model, not a curated record
UUAUGGAGAGAUCUGCAGCGGCACCGUAGCGACGCAGGCCGUCAUGGAAGAGUAUUUGCGGAGGGUCCAGAUCAGACUCGGGGUAGAGGCAUCAGAGGAUGCCAUCCAUGCUGUUUUAGGGGGACCAAAGCCAGACGUUGAUACUGUGGCUGCAACACUGUGCCUAGCCCUAUACCUCAGCCAGAAGGAAGCGUCCGGCGGAUUGUGUCUGCCAGUGUUGUGUGGCCGGCGAGCUGACACCGUAUUGCCUGAGGAGACAGUGAAGUAUCUUCAGACGGUGAAAAUAAGUGAGAGUUUGCUGCUGUGGAGGGACGAUGUAGACCUCUUAAUGCUUCACCACACCGGAAAACUCUCACUCACGCUGUUGAGAGAUGGACUUCUCGAGAGCUCGGAGUACCAUGCUUUGGAGUCCAGCAUCCUGCGAGUGGUCCAUCACAACGGGCAGCAGGACACGGGGGAUGAUGGGGCAUCGUUCGCAGUGAAGACGGUCGCUAGAGAGAUUCGUCAAGAGGCAGCGGAGCACAUCAGACCAACACUGGGGAAGACUCUUGGAGAGGCCUUGCGGCUACAAAGUGAGGCUCUGAGGAUCAAACACGGCCAACAGUCACCACAACUGGAGGAGCUCAGAAGAUCUCUGGAGCUACUGAGUGACGUCACCGCAGGUCAGCCAGAUGAGGCGAAGCUACAACACUUGGAGCAGCUGCUGACAAUGGAGCUGAAGGAGUUCACAGACGGAGAGAUGACCAUUGCGUUGUCUUCGGUGACCACAGAGAACGAGGACUGGCAUGUUUAUGUGGAGGGAAUGAAAUCAGUCAGUCAGGGUCGUGGUCUUGAUGGGCUAGUGCUUCUCUUGUCCAUCAGUGACACACUUCAGCAUCCCUACCAGCAGGUGGCUGUCUACUCAAACAACACAGAAAUCCUAAACCAGAUCUGCUGUGAGUUAGAAGAGUCCUCCAGCUGGUCUCUGUCUGGUGAGCUGGUGGCCAGAGAGAAUCUUCAGGUCUACCACAUCCCUUUAAACACAUCCCCCUCCUCUGAUGCUCUUCAUCUACUGCAAGAAGAAAUCCAGGGCCUCCUCAAGGACUUUGUGGACCGACGGGGCUCUGUAUUAGCCUGCCACCCCAGUAGUAGGACAUCCUCCACAGAGGGAGUAGCAGGCAGUGUGGAGUUCUCCCAGGGAUCAUCGGGUAUCAAUGACAUGGACAACUCUGACAUAGACAGAGCAGAAGAAGGUAGUGCAGAUGCAGUGGCAAUAGCAAGGGUGAUGACAGAUGGUGAGGAGGACACAGGGGGUGUAGGAAUCAGUGGUGGUGUGGAGCUAGUGAGCCCUGACAGUGGUAUGAUCACCAUCCGCAGCAGCCGCUCCUCCAAGGAGAGCUCAGUGUUCCUCAGUGACGACAGUCCACUCGGUGAGGUUACUGCAGGAGGAAGUUCAGCAGCAGUGCCAGGAGGACUCUUCCUGAGAAACCCUUCUCCCCUGGGGUUGUUAUCGCUCUCCCCUCCUGUCCCACCUGAAAGGAGAAAGCAGCGUUCUACCAGAAAUAGGAAUGACAACUUUGACCCCUUUAGUUUUGACCCUCUCCAUAGCAGUGACCAUUCGUUGCCUGAAGUAGGAGAACUACCAAAUGAUGAAGUAAAAGGAAGUCGGGGGGAAACAAGCGCAGAAAGCUCCAACUUAUCGGAAGAACUCAGUUUACUGGAUUUCUCUGAUCCCAAUUCACUUGACAGGCUUGAAAGUGGAAAUUCUUCAACUGACCACUUUGGUCAAACCCACAAAAAAGAGAUGACUGACACUGUGGUUCCUCCAACUCCAGUCAACAGCCUGGUAGGUAGCCGCCCACCUAGCAGUUGUGGGAUCAGGUUCUUUCCUGAGGAUGUAGCUGAAAGGAUCGAUGGCUUACAGCACAAGGACAGUGUAUCAUCAUCCUUGUCAGAGACCUGGGAUGAACUUGGCUUUGAUACACAAGGAAAUGUAUCCUUGAUUGAUAACAAAGCCUCAAAUAGGACCAAAGAUGGGAGCCUACAGAAUAUGGAAGAGGACAUUGGAGGCAAAGACUUUAUCGGUGAGCAGACAGAAAGAGAAACCCAGGAGGAGAUGUUAAAAACAGAGCUUGCCCAGAAACGGCAAAAGAGACUGGAACCUCAGCUUAGUCUGGUCACUGAGCAGCAUGAUUCACAUGGUAACUGGAUCCCAGACACUGAAAUUAAGAAUCAGUGGAACUCUGUUACAUUGGCAGAUCUGCAAUUAACGCCACCAGAGGAGGAGGGAACUGGAAAAUCUAAACUGGGUAUCAUGGGAGCAAAAGAAAAAACACAGUUGGUGUCAAGAAAGAAAGCAAUCCUUAACACUUUAACACCAGACUCUUCUAAAGAAGAGGAUGAAGGGCUACAAGGAAAGAAAGACAAACAGAUGGAACUUCUAGACUUCUGGACUUACUCAGCUCAAAAGGGAUUUCUUAAGUCUGAUAGUGGAACCACUACUUCUUACCCUGAAUCACUAGAUAUGUGGAACAUGACAAUUCGGGAUGACAGCCUAUCACCAAUCACAACCCCUGACAACUUGUCGGAAAAUUCAGGUUCUUUCUGUGGUGUGAACCACAGUGUUGUUGGUGGUACAUCUGUGGAAAGUCCACCAGGAUUCUCUGAUGGUGGAAUGCAGAUGUGGAACACCACCAUACAGGAAGACAGCUCUUCCACUGUAACAAGCCCUGAGGGACCUGAAAACGGAAAGGACCUUAGUCGCAUUGGAUCCCUAGAUGCCAAUGAUUCUCCAGACACACAGGCGAGCAAACAGUUAGAAGAAGAAAAAGCUAUAGAGGAGGGAAGAUUUGAGAGUAAAGUCAUUUGUCCAAAACAGGAGGAAGUGGAGUGGGCAGGUCAUGAGCACAAUGUGAAAAUAGUUAUAGAGACUGCAGACGGUAGCAAACACAGUGAAGAAUCAGAGGAGGAUGACCUGCAGACUGUAGACAACCAACCGUCUUUUAGGCAAAACUUGACAUCUGAACAUUCAGAGACUGAGACUUCCUCACACCAAGGCACAUACAUGUGGGAACUGCCUGCCCCUGUCAUGGUCACCUCCACCUCAGAAUAUGACAAUAUAGGAGCUGGUGGUUGGAGUCAGGCAUCCUCGCCUGAGACCUAUGCCAGCCCAGCACCUGACGUAGAGGGGCUGUCCAGCCCUUUUAUAGCUGUGACUAAAUCUGUUCAGAUUGAUGAAAUGCACGAUCAACAUCAUAUGAAUGCUAAUGCCGGGAGAGUAUUUUUAGAUGAAGAAGAAUCCCUGAAUCAAGUAUUUCUGUUUGAGGGCACUAGUGAGUUGGGUCAAAUGACCAGGAGCAGGAGGAGCUCAACUGAGAGUGAGUAUGACAACAAAAGCAAACAAGAAUCAGUGGAAGCUGAGCAAUCCAGUAGUUCUCCAUUUGUUAUGGUGGACUUUUCUUCUGACACUCCAACAGCCAACUAUCAGUCAAGUCCAGGAGAAGCUGCAGAGACCCAAGUCCAGGCUGACCAAUUAUUAUACUCAAGCCAUGUGAACUGGGACAGCUCAGAUUCUCCUUCAUCAUCACACACUCCAUUAAUCACUUUGGCCCUCUCUGAAGAUGAAACCCAACAAGAGCCUAACAAAGACCAAAAUGUAAAGGUGGAGAACAAUAUAACAGAGGCAAUGUCUCUAAACACUAGCUAUGAUGGGAGGAGAGACACACUGAAAUGUAGCCCUGACAGCCUUCAGCCAGGUAGUCGAGAUGAGGUCCGGUCUAAUUCUGAUGGCGACUCCUCUUCAGGCCUAGAAAUGGACUACAUUGUUGUGUCUGGUACAGUAAAAGAGGCAGAGAGAGAGUGGCAUGACAGGCCCAAACAGGGAAAGAAACAAACAAAAAGAAACACCAUGGAGACCUUCAGCACGCUUUUCUAUGCUGCCACAGCCCUGCAGUCCCAGGUCCAAGGUGCACAGAGGGAGCAUCAGGAGGACACAGAACAGAGUAGGCAAAACCAGAUACGCAGAAGCUCUGACAGUCCAAUCAGUACCACCACUGAGCAUCAAAUGGUGCCAGAAAUUAUCAGUCCCAGCCAAUCAAAAAACACCUCAGAAGCCUUUCAUUCCAGACCAACAGGUCACAGUCAAACGCAGGUAGAAGAAGGACAUGAAGAUAAGUCAAGUGUUGCAGGCAGAAGUAUAUCUCCAUCAUUAAGAUAUCCAUCGGAUAACUUUUUAAAAACCAGAGAAGAAGUUUAUGUCCAUUCGCAAAUUUCAAUGGAAGAUUCAGAUGAGGGUGGACAGUCGCCGUCUGCACCUCCACCAUGUCCUCCUUCACUGGAGAAGUUGCAAGACUGGGGGGUUCAGUGUCCCACUCCAGCUCUUUGCCUGGCACCCCAGUAA